AUGGCGGCCGUGCCCGGCACCAAGAUGGCGGCCGCUACCGUGCGCGGAGGGUAUUGCCCAAUACAAAGAUGGCGGCCAGGGAAGCUCGCUGGCUUCGCGCUUGGGGGGGAGCGCGGCUCUGACGUCAUCUCUCCGCGACGCGGCGGGCCCGCGUGGAUCAUGGACGGGGAGAACGGGGGCGCCCCGCCAUCGGGACCGGGAGCGAUCCCCGGGGAGCCCAGCGGGGCCGCCUCCGCUCCGGCUCCGGCCGCGGCUCGGCGGCGGCGGAAAGGCGGCAAGAAGCGGCAGGAGGCGGUGGUGGCCAUCCCGCGGGGCAAGCCCAAGUCGGGACGGGUGUGGAAGGAUCCCGGGAAGAAGAGGUUCUCCCACAUGAUCCAGGACAAGGCGCUCCGCACAUCCUGGGCACGGAAAAUGAAGGAGAGGCAGGAGAGGAAGAUGGUCCAGGAGCUGGCACGGCAGCUGGAGGAGGCGAAGCAGAGGGAGAAAGAGGAAAAGAAGCGGCGGCGGGAGGAAAACCUGAAGCGGCGCCUGGAAAACGAGCGGAAAGCCGAGAUCGUCCAAGUGAUCCGGAACCCCCUGAAGCUCAAGAGGGCCAAGAAGAAGCAGCUGAGGCGGGUGGAGAAGCGGGACACGCUGGCCCUGCUCCAGAAGACGCCCGUGAAGCGCGGCACAGCCACGGAAUGAGGCGGGAGUCGGGAUACUGCCGCAGCCGGGGUUCCUGUGCCUCCUGCUCCUUUCCAGGAGUUUUUCCCUCAGCUCGCCAGGCAGGAAUCGCUGCCAGGACCCCCUCAGUGUUGGACAGACAACGGGACAGAGCUGAGGGGGUGUGUUCCACAGGAACCGGCUGCUGGAUCCCCCAGUUCCUGCGGAAUCGGGAUGCGGCCGGUGCCAGAGGCUGGAACAGAACUUUGCUUUCCCAAAUUUGCCUUUUCCUGAUAAAAAUGAGUAGGAACUGAA
Hirundo rustica (Barn swallow) is the source of this 957-nucleotide messenger RNA. It is a transcript of the gene CCDC86, whose product is annotated as coiled-coil domain containing 86. The coding region runs from base 1 to 684 and encodes 227 amino acids. The record is from RefSeq and is a predicted model, not a curated record. Gene Ontology annotation, cellular component: nucleolus. NCBI's taxonomy places the organism in Eukaryota, Metazoa, Chordata, Aves, Passeriformes, Hirundinidae. The transcript is spliced from 4 exons.